AUGUAUUUCCAACGGUCCCUGAGAAGUUUGUGCUUCAUCGUGAUUAUAUCUUCAGUGGCAGUUUUCGUCGUCGGUGAAAUUAAAUGUAAUGUUUGCCAAGACAAUAAUGUCAAGUGUGUGAAUGAGACCCACUUCAGCUUAUGCAUGGAUAGUGUUGCCCCAGACCAAGUGAUGCAGUGUCCCGAUGACCAGGUCUGCACCAGUCUCCUCAAGUUCUGCAUGCCCCGAGGAUCGGUAGCCCCUUCCUGCACUUCGGAUGCCGACGUAACGUGCCCCUCUUGCGAUGGAUCUUCUGUUUUCGUCUGUACUAGCCGCACUACCUUCCAAAUGUGCAACGGAGAUAAGCUUACCAGCCAAGUCACGAAGUGUAAGGAUAAUACUUUCUGUUCCAUAGGUCAGAAUCAAUUUUGUGUGGACCGCUGUGAAGCUCUUAACUCAAAGACCGGUUUUCAGUGCGACAGGGAGUCACCAUUAGAAGUAUAA
Molecule: messenger RNA, 483 nt
Organism: Drosophila takahashii
Lineage: Eukaryota; Metazoa; Arthropoda; Insecta; Diptera; Drosophilidae
Source: RefSeq, a predicted model, not a curated record